Podarcis muralis (Common wall lizard) is the source of this 5316-nucleotide messenger RNA. Lineage: Eukaryota; Metazoa; Chordata; Lepidosauria; Squamata; Lacertidae. The record is from RefSeq and is a predicted model, not a curated record.
AUGGUUCUGGGGGCUAAGCUUGAUGAAAGCGCUAGUUCAGAACAACUGGAAGGCACCAGGCUGAUGAAGAUGAGCUGGGAUCCAGAGCUGGAAGCCUUUGCCAAGGACUACGCAACAAAAUGCAUCUGGGAACACAAUGCGGAGCGUGGACGGCGAGGCGAGAACCUCUUUGCCAUGUCUGGCGACCUGGAUGUGAAGAUGGCGGUAGAUGAGUGGUACAACGAGUAUGCCUUUUAUAAUAUGACAACAUUAACCUGCCAAGAAGGGCAGAUGUGUGGUCACUAUACACAGGUGGUCUGGGCAAGUAGUGAGCGUAUGGGCUGUGGGACGGUGUUCUGCGAAACCCUGGAAUUCCUGAAUGACACCGACAUGCAUUUGGUAGUCUGCAAUUAUCAGCCACCGGGGAACAUAAAGGGACGCAAACCGUACAAGGAAGGGGCUCCAUGUUCCAUGUGCCCAGAUGGCUAUUCCUGUAAGGACUCUCUCUGUGAAUCCAGUGUUGACAUGGGAGACGCCACCGCAUCUCCUAAGCCGGAGCCAACGGCUGUCUUGACUGCAAGCCCAGCUCUGCAAACCACACCAGAUUCAGCACCUGAUACGCCAGACAGUCCCCAAACAGGAGCAGAAUCUGAAUCCCCAACAGCUGAAGGGCCAACCUCUUCGCUAGAGCUAACUUCAGACUUGUCAAACUCAGAUGCAACAGUUUCCUCUUUGGUGACAAUGGGAGCUACAACUCUUCGUCCUGCCUCCCCAGAAUCAAGAACUGAAAAAGCCACUUCCGCAGAAUUUCCUUUGUCUGGUGGCUUAGCCACACCUGAAGCCACCAUUAAAAAACCCGAGCCACCUUCAACUCCCCCUACACCAGUGCAUUCUACCCCCAAGUCACCCUUGGUCCCUAAACCUGCAUCCAUCCCUAAACCUCCAUCGACAGGUAAACCUCCCUCCAUGCCCAAACCCCUUUCAGCCCAUAAGCAUCCCUUCUUCUCCAAGCUACCCGUCCCAAAGAAGCCUCCCGUCUCUAAAACACCUGCACGCCAUCGCUUGUCAGCUUACUCCAAAGCAAUAAACAAGCACAGCAAUGCUGCUCAGGCCUCUGCAGAUAAGGUACCUGUUCACAACACUGCAGCUAAGGCAGCUUCAAUCUCUGUCUGCCUGCCUUGCCUUGGAUGCAAACAGAUUAGCCACCCUGAAGAAAUAAAGACUGCACUUAAAGAGCUGACUUCCAGGUACCCCUAUGCUCCGUGCUUUUCCCCGCUUCCCCGGUGGCAGAGGCAUAGCAACUGGGGCAAUACACUUAGGAAGGCCAGGCCUUAUUGGCUCAACAGUUUAUAGCAGUAUUUGAUCCAACCUAUUUAUAGGCUGAGCCCUCUGUCUUCCCUUUCCCUUUCUGCCCUUUUAGUGAGUUUGCCAGUCUGCUGGGAAUAGCACUGUAGCAUGGCCAGUGGCUGAAAAUUCUGUAGAUGGUGGUACAAAUCUUGCCCAAGCAAUAAAGCUCUUGGGAGGUUGCAGUUUAUUUCCACAACCCCCUGUUUUCACCCAUUCAGGAAUGUGGAGCACAUCUGAUUUCUUUCCCUACUUUCCUUCUCUUUAAGCUUUGCUAGGGUCAAGCAUGGCGUACUGUCAUGAGGCCUCAUUCCACCCAAUGACUCACCUGUGAUCAUCCUCCCUCUUGUCUGUGCUCUGUGCACCACAAAUGGGGGCCCUAUUUAUUUGCCGGACUGUGCCUGGAAGUCAUUCCCAGGCUUCCCAUUCUGCUUGUGAAUUUGUGACAAGGUGUCUGCAUUCUCCACUGGCAACCCAUUCUUUACCCCAAAAUGCCGAUAAAAACCUGGAUCUUGAAAACCUGGAUAAUGUAAAAAACCUGGAUCUUGAAAGCUGAACAAAUUGUGCAAGAUAAGCCAAGGCCUGCACACCUACUGAAUUCCUUUAGCUGAUCCCAAAACAUGAAUUUGUGCUCCCUUGGUACAGACUCUGGAGCUUUGUGGCUCAGAAUACAAACAGUAGUGUUGAUCAAAGAAUUGGUUGUGCCCCCCUGAAAUGUAAAGCAAACUGAUAUGGCUUGUUUGUAAGGAGGAUGGAGAGAAAAUGAAUGACUGAUUAGGGAGAGUGAUGUAAAUCUCUAUAGAAACUCAGUGCACAAGAGCUACAUUAAGCAAUCAAUAAAUGAAGUGCAAGUGGACCAAAUAUUUGCAUGUGAAAGUGAAGCGAGUGCCUCUGUGAGUGUUUGCAUUUGUAGCUCUUCAACUCUGUUCAUUACAGUAGAUCUUUCUUCCAUUGGAACUCUACAAACCACAAUAUUUUGAUCAGGCAGCAUUAUUAAGGCUCAUUCACCUCUUCUGUGCCAUAUGGGUAUCUAAACUUUAGCCCCCUCUCUUCACCAUUGUCUCCACUCCUUCUACCACCUGACAGGGACAUAGGAAACUAUAAACCAAAUCAGCUUAUUGGUCCAUCUAGCUCAGUAUCGUUUACACUGACUGGCAUCGGCUCUCCAGAUCUCCAGAUUUUGGGGUGCAUUCCCAGCCCUACCUGGAGAUGUGCUCGGAUUGAGUUUGGGACCUCCAUGCAAACCAGAUGCUCUACCACUGAGCUGUGGCCCUUGCACUUCAGAGGACUUGUUUGACUAGGCCCGCUUGCAUAUCAGAGAUAUGUAUUAGACUGGACCCCCCACGAUAGCUGCAUUUUGAGCUUAGCACAUGUGUUUUGGUAGCAUGCUGCAUCCCUUCCUGUUUCUGUUGCACGGAACCAGGGCAGGUUCCUCUUCUCUUCAGCUGACUCCUCUCUUACAUUUUUUCAAAGCACAACCAGGUGCUAAAGAUACCAAAGAUCUGCUGACAGACCCACCCAGGAAAGAUUCUGAGCAGCCCACACCUUCAGGCAGCAGCCCUUUUUGCCUUUCUGCUUUCCAUUCCUGAGUACUCCCGUUCUGAUAAGCCUUCUCCUUUGACACUUGCCUCAUAAGAAUAUUUGCUCCCCAUCUCCAUUCUCCUAUGCUACUUGUGGUUUGUUUCUUCAUCUUGCUGUGUUUGGGGUGCAUGAAAGACAAAGGUGAAACUCUCCCCCUGUUUCUUGCUCCCCCUGGCCUCUGUGGCCAUUCCGGUUAGAUUAGAAACAUAGGAAGCUGCCCUUUAUCAGGUCAAGUCACCUAGCCCAGAAUUGUGACUGGCAAGGGUCCACAGACAGAAGUAUUUCCUAUCACCUGCUAACUGAUUCUUUAAAAGAAGGAAAUGAGAGAAGAUGCCAGGACAGAGCCUGAAAUUUUCUGCAUGCAAAGCAUGUGAUGUACUCUAAGGUCCCUCUCAAUAGAUGAGCUUGGAUAGCUCAGUUGGUUAGACCAUGGUGCUGAUAACACCAAGGUUGCAGGUUCGAUCCCUGUUCCUGCAUUGCAGGGGGUUGGACUAGAUGAUCCUCAGGGUCCCUUCCAACUCUACAGUUCUAUGAUUCUAUGAAUAAAAAGGCCUGGAGAGUCUAACAGAGCUCCUACUUCUUGGCAUCCAGCCUCAGGUGUGAUGGUAUGGUUCUUUGUGGGUGUGUAAAUGAAGGAGGAGAGAUCAUUUGAAUGAGUCUGAUUCACAAAGCCAUUUUUAUCAUUUGCUACAACUGGAUGAAACAUGAUGGUGUGAGAUGCCUCUUGGAGCUCAGCUAAUAACUGACCGAGCUUUCUUAUCAUGUGACUGUUGUACAAUACGCAAAAGUAUAUUGCUUGAUAACUGACUAGCAUCUCAGCCAGGUAUGUGAAUAUGCCUUCAACUUAUCACCAAGUUCAACCUGAAACUACUUGACAAUACUGGAAUGCUAUUGUAUGCAUGUUUGGUUGGAUGACGAUUCCACUCAUUUCAACUGAGCUCACUUUCCGAGUAACUGGGCUUAGAACUGCAACUCUGCAUCCCACCUAAUGGUGUGCAUAGCUACAGGGGUACACAGAGCAACUUAAGCUGUCAUAGCUACAGGAGCCAGUCUUUGCUUAGUCUGGCCCACAGUAUUUGCAGCUCCCUAAAGCAGAGGUGGUGAACCUGUGACUUUUCCGAUGUUGCUGGACUCCAACUCCCAUCAGCCCCAGGCAGUGUAGUAAAAUUUGCAGGAUUGUACAUCAGAACUUGCGCCCAGUUUACUGCAUCUUUGCUACUUCCCUGGGUGGAAUCCAGUGUAGUGCUAAUGUCCUCAUCCUCUUAGCACAAGGAUUUCCACUUGCAUAAUGGGAUUUCGCCCCCUCUUCUACCUGUGUGCCCCCUGUUCUGGGGCUUCUCCUGACCCUCCGCAGCAGUUUGGGGGAGGGUGUGGGACAUGCAUGGGGAGAAGAGCAGGAAAGCUCCAUUGCACAAGUAGAAAUCCUAGUGCUGAUGGAACGAGGCAGUUGGAUACCACCCCGGUAUGGGGCCACACCACCUCCAAAGAUCUGCGAUCAUGUGCUGCUCCUGCAGCCAUUCAAUAUCCCAUCCUUUACACCAGGUUAGCCAGUGGUGUGGUUCAUAGGAGUGAGACCAAGGGACCAAGAAUGUGUUAGUUCACUUCUUUCCUGUAAUUCUGCAGGCAGUGAACUGUACUGCUGUCUCCAAUCUGAGAGCAAUAAGACAAAGUUCUCCAGUAUCCAUGUGGAGCUGGCACUUUCCAGUUGUAUCUAAGGAAGGCCUAGCAAGGCAGCCUUGGGGAACCUGUGGUCCCACAACUCUCCCCAAUCCCAGCCAGUAUGGCUGAUGUUCAGAGAUGUGGGAAGCUGUAGUCCACUGACAUCUGGAGGAUCAUGGGUUAGGUUCCUUCUCUUAGCAAGGGCUGACUCUUAGUUUGAAGGAAUGGCUGAAACAUUGCACAUCCCAGUUCUUUCAUACAGGUCUGGCGUAGAUCAGCUCUAAAGAUCAGCUCAUCAGUUUUGCCUUGCCUGUUGGGCACAUUCCAUGUCACCCAGCAAAACAAGAUGUGUUGGUUUCCAAAACACCUUGUGGGGCGGCUGCAGUAUUUUAGAUGGAUUUCUCAAAUUAGGGAUAUAUUUAAAGUGAGAUGCCAACCAUACACCUUGCCAAAGCAGAUGAUACUGGCUCUAGCCAAUGAAGAACGGAGACCAAAUUGCUGGACAAUUAGGUUCAUUGCACGCCACAUCCAGGCAUUCUUCCCCCCCCCCUGUAUUGCUGAAUGGUUCUUGCAUUAUACUAACCUCAUCAUGACAAGCCACAGCUGGCCUAGCUAAGAUCCAGUUGAAGGUGCUACUUGAAACAGAGGUCAGCAAAUGUGGUGUUCUUUGCUAACAAGAGUUGUGAAGACGGGAUGAAUUUUGAAAUGGUGCAAUGAAGUAACAUUGUGAGGUGUGUCUUUUAAUGCACCUGG